CUGGCCAGGAGCGGACGGCAGUGAAGGAAUCCCAAAACUUUUCCAACACACAGUGUCGUGCUCUGUUUACUCUUUAACUUCGCCUCGGGCUUGUCAAAAUAACGGUUACGUUGCCAUAGUGUGUGUGUCACUGAUGAAGUGGAUGCUACUGACCGCUUGGAAGAAGGAAACUUACGAGAGGAAAAAAGUUAUGGAAUGAUGCCCGAGCGACUGCAUCCCUCCCUCCAAAGUUCAGCUAAGGUGGCUAACGUUAGCUAGCCUGGGACUCAGCUUGCUAACUCUGAUGUGAAAGUCUGGAUAAACGCUUGUUCAUCUGUCAAAACGAGUAAUAACGCACCAGGUGUGGUGGAGAAGGGCGUGUGGGUAUCUAAAGCUCGUGACAAGCCGAAACCUUUCAUCCUCGGCUUGUUAUCUCAGCCGGACCAGGUUACAGUAUCAAGCUAACCAGUUUUAGCCAAGAGGAGCUAGCUGGGAGACAGCUAGCCUCUGUUAAGUGAAGUUAACGAGAGUUAGCGUUAGUUAUACUCAGUGAGAAAUGACAUGACACUCACCUCUCGUCUACUUUUACUCUCCAUCACUAAAGACUGCAGUGUUUUGUUUUUUUUACCAUUCCUGGAAACUGAACCGCUUUAUAACUUGCAUGGACCAACUGUAUAGUAUCAACACUUGCUGGAUGCCACUUGAGGAGAUGUGAUGAGAUGAGAAAGAGAGUGAUAACCCUCAUUGCAAGAGAAAGGAGCUUACUCAUGUCGUCAUCAUCACCUUCAGUUUUGUCUGUAAAUGCAGAUAAGAAUGGCAUGUACAGGCAGUAAACACAUUUGACAGUCUCAGUAAGGAGCUGUGUUGGCUGUGGAGCACUUUGACAAACUGUGGGACUUUUAAAGAAGUUAGUUUGAGUGAUGUAAGUCACCCCAAGCCACUCUCUACCAGCCCUGCAUUUUUUGGCCUUUUCUGUUUGGUCAUAAUCCCUGCCUCUUUAUCAAGACUUUCUGGAGGGCAUUUCACAGUGGUCUGCAUUAUUAUCACCAUUGUUCAUCACCCAUAUCCAGAGGGCCUGCAUCUCGGAUGAAGUGGAGAUUGCUAUAAUGAAGGUGACAGUGACAUUUGGGCAGACGGGUGUGGUGGUGCCCUGCAAGGAGGGGUGGACUGUGAGGGACCUCAUCCAGCAAGCCACGCAGAGAUACAGGAAACUUCUGGAACAGGAAGGAGACUUCGUGGUUCGGACUCACCAUGUUGAAUACUGUGACGGGGGGAUUUUGGAUCCUGAUGACAUCCUCAGUGACCUGGUAGAAGACAAGGACAAGCUGAUGGCGGUGUAUGAGGAACAGGAAGCCCAGCAGAGGGGUGUGGCUAACACAAGCCUAGCCCCCAGCCCUGACCUCUGCCAGUCCGAGCUGUCUGUCUUCCAGCCAAUCGUAGGAGGAGAGAUUGAAGUCAAUUCCUCAGCCCUCAAGUCCAACACCCCCCUGUUGGUGAGAAGCAGCAGCGACUCAGCCCUCAGCCCCCAGCCGACAGAGACCGAACCCUCCCUCCAUGAGGACACCACGGGGAUGGCAGCCAGUCCUGCUGUGGAGAGGCCAGCAGGGGUAGACCGACCUCAAGGCAAACACACCUUCAAUGGCAGCCUGACCAGAACAGUGGAGAUCCUGGGAGAGGACAGUCCCCUGGGAAUCCACGUGGUUCCUUACAGCUCAUCACUCAGUGGACGGUCUCUUGGUCUGUACAUUCGUGGAGUGGAGGAGGAGAGUCGCUCAAGAAAGGAGGGCUUGUUUCAAGAGGACGAAUGCAUCAUCAUGAUCAACAACACCGACCUCAUGGACAAGACAUUCAGCCAAGCCCAGGAACUGUUCCGUCAGGCAAUGCGCUCCCCAGUGGUCCGCUUGGAAGUAGUUCCCUCUUCCAACAGAGAACGCUAUGAGAAGAGUCUGAUUGGUCAGCUGUUUGGCAGCAGUGCCGGUCCUGACGGCAGCCCCCGAAUCCCCAAGACCAAAGAGCCACCUCCACCUAUUAAAGCCAAACCCGUGUUUAAGCCCCCUGAGAAUCCAGCCAUGAGACUGGCGGAGGAAGCUGCCACUAUGGAACCGGCUGUAGGUACACCCAAGGGGAGGAGUGAGAGCCCCCUCCAUAAGAAAAGCCCUGCCCUCUCCAGCUUGGUGACCAAUAAGAGAGGAGGACGAAGACUGAGGAUCGAUCUUAAGAAAGGUCCUGAAGGUCUUGGUUUUACUGUAGUAACCAGAGAUUCUUCAGUCCAUGGUCCAGGCCCUAUUCUAGUCAAAAACAUUCUAGCACGUGGAGCCGCUGUCAAAGACGGACGCCUGCAGUCUGGAGACCGCAUACUUGAGGUCAACGGUGUGGAUAUCACAGGUGUGGGCCAAGAGGAGUUGGUGUGUAUGCUGCGCAGCACACGACAGGGAGAGAGUGUGUGUCUUGUGGUCCUACGGCAGGAGGACAUGUUCCUGCCUCGAGAGAUGAAGGACGAGAUGUCCCGUGUGACAGGCUUUGUUUCGGAGAGCGGGAAGGAGCAGCUCAUGUUCGAGGUGCCCCUUAACGACACCGGCUCGGCAGGCCUGGGCAUCAGCCUCAAAGGAAACAAGUCCAGGGAGACAGGAGAAGACCUGGGCAUCUUCAUCAAAUCCAUUAUACAUGGAGGGGCAGCAUACAAGGACGGUCGUCUGCGUGUCAAUGACCAGAUGGUAGCAGUAAAUGGAGAGUCGCUGCUGGGACGCUCGAAUCAUGUGGCCAUGGAGACGCUCCGCCGCUCUAUGUCACAUGAGGGAAAUAUGAGAGGGACAAUCCAGCUAGUGGUGCUAAGGGCUCUAAAGGAUCAACACGGGGUGUCACCCAAUCGCUCAUUUGACAGCUCCUCUGGCCUGUCGGGACCGGUGGGUCCAGUGAACGGUCAGACGAACGGCCCGAUUCACUCUCCCAUGGUGAACAACUCUCUCUAUGCAUCUAAUGUGACCAAUGGAAGUUAUUCUUACAUGGAUGAGGAAGAGGAGGGGGAGCUGUAUGUACAUGAAACUGACUUCAGCAACUCUACUCAACACUCCUAUCUACAGGAAAGGGAAACCUCUCACACCUCCAGCCAAGCUCAGCCCCAGUCUCCUACCCAGAACCAGAACCAGCGGCAGUUCCAGCAUGUUAAAGCCUCCAAGAGCAUGGACCUGGGUACGACUCAGAAUCAGCAGCACACUGUGGCAGAUGAGAGCAACGUGGGAUCCAUGGUUGGAAAUGCAGCAGCUCCAUCGCCUCCUGUGGAACUCGGCCCUACUCUGGGCCUGAAGAAGUCCAGUUCCUUGGAGAGUCUCCAGACAGCCAUGUCAGAGGUUAAUAGAAAAAACGAACUCCUCCCCUUCCACCGACCUCGUCCAAAUAUGGUCAGAGGAAGAGGCUGCAACGAGAGCUUCCGUGCAGCUAUUGAUAAAUCCUAUGAUGGGCCACCUGAAGAUGAUGAUGAUGAUGGUUCAGAGCCGAGUUCAGGCCGGGACACCCCUGCAAGUAGUUCAUCCCGCCAGGGAGUGGGGGAUCGGAUAGAGGAGAAAGGCAAAAAAGACAAGAAAAAUAAACUGAAAACAAAGACGAAGGAAAAGAACAAGAAGAAAGUAAAGGAGAAAGAGAAAAACAAAGCAGAGGAGCCAGAGGAGACGGCGAAGAAGAGCAAGAAAAUAGGCUUUGGCCUGCUGAGAUUUGGGAAGAAAAAAGAGGAGAAAAAGGAGGCAAAAGCAGCUCUGCAGCGACAGAAGUCAGACAUUCUGAGUGAUCAUGAGUUUGAGAGGAUGAAAGACGAGAGGGAAAGGAUCGAAGCAGGGCAUCCUGAGCUGCGAGAGCAACGGUCCAGAGACCAGCAAGGUGGUGGUGGUGGGUCGGCAUAUCCAGAUGUGGAAGAUGAUGACACAGACCCCAACUAUGCCCGUAUACAAUCCUUCAGGGACAGAGAUAUGGGCCCAGUGCCGCAGCCACCCUCUCAGUCGCCUCCCUACAGUACAAUUCAGCAUGCCCAUGCAGGCAACCCUUCCCCACAAGGCCCAUCUGCCUUUCCAGGCCACGGGAAUCAUGGUAACGACCCUGGAGCCAUCCCUGAUGACGACCACCUUGACAGACUGUACGCCAAAGUCAAUAAACCAAGGGGAGCUGCAACUACAUCUCCUCCUGUCUCUGCUUCUGCUAAUGACAGCGUGGACAGGAUCCAGCAGCUGAGAAGAGAAUACCAGCAGGCAAGGAGAGAAGGAAUGGUGCCGCCUUAUGAGGAGCUAGACCCAAGACGUAGAGUACAUGAAAACGACGCGCACAGGAUUCCAGGCAGAGGGACAGAUCAUCGUAUGGCGCCACGUUAUGAAGAAGUGGAACGUCAGUAUGCCUCCUUACCAAGACGAGGUCCACUGGAUCCAGCUGACUACCCCAUGCAGCCCUGGUCAAGUCAUUACCCCGGACCUCCCCAGGCGCCGCAGGGAUACCCUCAGUCCCCGUCCUACCCUAACCCCAACACCCAGCCUGCCCCGUCUUACUCUGGCUACCCACCUGGCCAGCCAUAUGCACGACCAGGUGACCCUCGGGGCGUCGACCCUGGGUACUACCCCCAUCCAAGCUCCCAGCAGAGAGGCCCCUUGCGGCAAGAUGUUCCCCCAUCCCCUACCCCUCCACGUGGACUACGGUACGACACUAUGACGCGUGGAACAGGGGGUGGAGGUUACAGGUAGGAGCGAUCUGUGGAUGAAAAUGAUCCCAGGCACUUGGUGGAUCCCAGUCCAGACCACUAUGGCUAUACUGGGAAGGAAGGAAGACAGCAACAGCAACACCAAACCAACCCAAGACAGAAGAAUGCAAUGACCGCAGCUGUGUAGACGAAUCAGGUCCAGAAAUGAAAAUGAGCAGAAUGCUUACUGCUUUAUGUUGUGCAGCUCUUCUAUUUUCGGUACUCCAAUGAAAUAGAGUUGAAACCUCUUAAUGGUGAGAUCUGAAUCACCAUCAUUAUCAAACACUGUCUGCGCUGUUUGAAGUAUAUGGUAAUACACAGACAAGCAAGGUAAAGGAGGUUAAUUAUAGAGUGGCCGGCGUGAUGCAUAAUGUCUUGUUGUUUGAAGCCAUUUAAAUUGCUUUGAGUCUUCUCGCAGUAUAAAUUAGGAGGGUUUUUACUUUUCACUAUACCCUGAUUAAGUCGUCUCUUUCAAGAUUCAGUCAGAGCCACAAAGGUAAUUGGAUCCAUUUAAAUUAAGGCAUACAUACAGCUCUACAUACUCUCAUAUUGUACAUGGUGGUGUCACUGCUGCCACUUCACAAACAAGACAACAUAUAGGAUGAUUUCUAUAGUAGCAUCUAGUAACAUGUUACCUUGUGGCCAUGUGUGGCCCAACACAGAGAUAAAUGACACCUUGUAAUGACAGUAUUUUUGCGUGAUAAAGCCAACUUUAUUCUUGAGACUGAAAAAGUUUACAAAAAAGUUAAGGCUCCGAGUCUUCUCUUGCGGGUGAGUUGAGAUGUAGAACAUGAUGAGAAACGUUCCUGGGUUUCAAAACUGCGAAUAGCAACAAAUUAGAUACGAUUCUUUGCGCUGUUAGUAAUGGUUGCUGAAACAAAAAAACAAAAAAAACCAUCAUAACUCUACAGUUACAAGACAGCUUAUCCAUUCAUGCCAGAUUAACAAUCCUAUCUACAUAGCUUUUAAAAUUUGUGCAACAGUUACCACUAUGUUAUUAAAUGAAGUGCAUUUUUAUCUCGAUCUGCCAAACAGGGAGAACGCCACUAUACCAAUCUUUCUAAGUACAUAUUUUGUACUUGUGACUAGUCUGAUGUAUCACGUACAGUAUUGUUUUAAUAGCGAAUUAUGGAAAGGUUGAGUAGUUGAAGUGCUCUACAGCACAGUUGAGCACUAUAUGAAUUGUCUUUACAUGUAACAGUGUGUUUAUUGCUAAUGCCUUGAUUGCCUUAAUUGUUAUCCAAAAUAUUUCUUUUAAUAGGGAUGAGUUUAAAUCUGUAUCUUAGUACAGGAUUAAGUAUAACCCGAGUAUGAAAACACAAGGGUUGGGUACCAAACUCGGUACUUUUAAGGGUACUGACUGUAUUACAUUGAUAAUACUGAGUACUGAUUCAGGUUAAUUCAACAGUUGCCAAAAGAGCAUCUGGGUGAGAACGCCGGGUUUAGACAAUAGGCAGAAGUGCCGCGAAGUGCCUCGAAGCCUGGUAGCCAGCCACAGAGCUAUGAGCCCAGCAGCAGAACCCUGUGGAGCUGGUGGGUUCAACUUUAGACAGGAAGCAGAAGCUCCCUUAGGCAGAGAAACUCGCUGCUCUGUUAGCUGCCCUGGCCGCUUCCCAGGGAAGCCAAAAUCACUGCAGCACCGAUGUACCACAAUAGUUUCGGCAUCUUCUUUUCCAUAUUAUUUUAGUAAUAGCCCAGUAUCGUUGCUAGGCAAGCAGACACAUGCACAAGAGCAGAGGGGCGGAGUUGUGUUUUAGUGUACCGCAUAACCCAUGCAGCUUGUUCAAAAAAGGUUGUUGUUGCAGAGGCAAUAAAAUACCAAUAAAAGGUACCAUUGGGUACCAAUACCAGUAGCAGUACUGGUAUUGAUUUCAGUGUGUUACCCAACCCUUGAAACCACACCUGGCUAUUAGUUAACAGAAUCACCCUGGUCCUGCUUUAAAACUGUUCCAGGAUAACAACAUUUGAACCAUACUGGAGAAUUACUGAAUCUCAAUUUUACAUUCAUUUAUAUGAUUUUCAGAUCAUAUAACUGGACUUAUGUUUGUCUUUGAAUAGUUAUCUUUAUUUAAAGUGACCUCUACCUGAACGUAUGGAAACUCUUUGGGCUACACUUUCACAGUCAUUAAUACUUAAUCCAUGGUACACUCUGUUUUCAUUGAAUCAUUCCAACGUGAUUGGAGUUUUUGCUCACUUUUUGGUUUUCCAUCAGACAUUCAAUUCAGAUAUAAUCCACUGCUUUAUACAAGAAGCUGACGGCACCAUUUUUCAAGCUUUCAUCAGAGUGCCAGUAUCAACCUACGAACUUUGACAUUCUGGAAGAGGCUCCGUUAAGAACAGGACGACCAUUUUGUAAUAACGCUGAGACCUCCUGUCAGAUUACAACCCAGUGGAGGCAAUACACACACCAAAGCAAGAUGAUUCCAACACUUAGUUUUACAACGUUGCAGCUUUUUAUUGCUGCUUCCUCCUAUAAUGGGAGUAACUCAAUUAUCAGGGAGGAGCACGUAUGUCAUAAUGGUGCUUAAACAUGAUAGAAUGUGAAAUCAGUUGGGGAAUGGAAGAAAUGAGCAAAAACUCCAAUAAUGCUGGAAUUGGUAUUUAUUUCAUACAAUUUAACCAAACCAUUACAGGUGCUAUUAUUCAUGCCUUAUGUGGUCAAGCAGACGAAAGUGUUUUUGGCUUAGAGAUUUACAUACUGUCGGGUAAACCUGGCAGAAAAGGCAGAUGUUUAACUGACCAGUUGCAGAGCUAAUUUUCACUCUAUAUCACUUAGCGGCCUCUUUUUCUCUGGGUUGUCUGUGUAUGCCAUGUACUGUAGUUUUGGAUGCGAUAGAUGUUCAUGGCACAUCUCUGUGACCUGGUGGUGUAGGCGUCACUGUGUGGUGAAGUGCUCACAAGUCCUGUUGAAAACAUGAAUUGAGCUCCAGAGUGCUCUUCUCAGUGCUGCACCAUAGUGUAUAUCCAUUUAGCCACUUACUAAACCAUCAAUUAAGUGUAACUAAGAGUUAGAGUCUAGCUCAACAUUUCUGUUUCACUCCACAAAGCUCAGCAGUAUUCAUUUCAAUGAUGAUGAAAUGUUUAAAAUGGCAUUUUAGGAUUAGAUAAAUUGCAUUUCUGUUAAUAUGACUGAAGAUGAAAUCCCACUGAAGUGAAUGUACGAAUGAAGUGAUUUGACUGAAGCUCAUGCAGAAGAAUGUGAAGUAGAUUUUGUCUCAACACCAUGUGAUUUCCUUGUUUAUUUGAUAGAUCUGAGUCUUGAUUGGAAAGAGGACAGUGGGAGGGUUAGAGGUGAAAGAAUUAAGAAAGACAGAGAGAGGAGGGAAGAAAGGAUCAGACAUGAGGGAUAGGCAGAGAAGCAAGAAAGAAAAGGAUGUAGAAAAGAAAGAGGGAUUAAAGAAAGAAUAGACUGAAAGUAUGGAUGAAGGGAGGUGGAAGAAAUGGUAAGAACACAUCGAGUGCAAGGCCGAAGCCUUUAUGAUUCACAGUGGUUUGGUUUAGAGAGUUUUCAAAGAAGAGCAGAGAAAGGAAUGAAAGUUCACAAAUAUUUGGGCAGCCGUUGUUCUGCAGUAGGAGGAGGGUUCAAGAGUGGGCUUUGAAUUGACUGAAUGUAGAGACUUUGUGAAUUACUUGCAAAUGUGUCUUUUUUUCAUGCUGUUAUCACUUUGUAGCACCAGUAUGGAAAUCAAACAUCCAAAUCUAUCUGUGUAGAGUGUAGAGUAGUGACACCAAAAUAGUUCACAUGCCCCUGUAGGUCAUUCCCUUCUUUGCUUAGAGUUAACAGUAACAACAGUCGCAGUUGGCUUGCCUCCAAAAUGGUGAGAGAUAGAAUGGUGUAAGUAGCAUUACCUCAGAUGUGACCACACUUGCAGUAGGUCAAAUGGUAGUUGGGUUUUCCCUAACCAAUCACUAGAGUCCAACUAAUCCACCUGAAUCUAACAUCAUUUUAGGUCCACAUUGAUGUGUAGCCAUGCCUGCAUACCUGUUCUGCCGGGGUUUUAAAACUGGAGCAUAGCAAAGUAAAACAAACUAUAAUGUUGGGCAUUAUUGUGAAGACGUGUCCAUUAAGAACAGCCUCAUUAGCAGCGUAUACCUUGUCUGUAGCACUCGCCAUUGUUGUUAUCACUCCUCAUUGGUUCCAGCACACCGCUUGACAGUGCUCAUCAACAGCUUGACAGUGUUAAGGCUCAUUUAUACUCCUUUAUGUACAAAAAUAGAUACGUUGUUAACAUCACUGCCCUCUUACUUCAUGAUGUCAUAGAUACAGCCAGUAGAUGGCACAGUCAGAAGUUUCACACAACAAAUGAAGCGACGGAGGAUGAGGUCGUAAUAUUGUACCUUAUAACAGAGGCAGCUUUGUAGACGAUGUAGUCUGUGCAGCCAUUACAUACAUCCUGACAUGUGAACAGAGAAUUCUUUUCAUGAUAUUACAGAUUUGCUCUGUUCUGCCAUUAUUUAAAUUUCUUCAUCGUCUACAGCCGUAUUUCACUUGAACUACGCUACACUGCCUCUGCGAACUCCAGUGGCACAGCUCAGUUUUGUCCAUAUCAGAGAGCGUGCACAAAUAUUGACAAAAUGAAUGCAGAGUAAGGACAGAAGGCUCCGUCCGUUGCCAUCUCUGUAUUUGACGUUAAGCAUAAAUGUACCUUAGUCCCGCCCGUGGUGCUGAUUGGCAAAUCGUUAGUCCCCCCAUGGCGUCAUUGGUCAUUUUUUAUUUUAACCAAGAAGCCUCUGUUUCAUGUCACGAUGCCAGACAAAUUAGUCAACUCGCGGUCAACCAUAAAAAUCUAUUAAUAGAUAGAUACUACAUAUAUGUGUUCAUACAAACCUUCAGGAUGAUAGGUGAUGAGAUAUUACAACUAAUUAAUCUACAUUGCUGGAUUAAAAUGUGUGAUACUGUAGCCAAUAUACCAACACUAAAAGAGUUCUGUUCAUUACCAUAAAGUCAGUUCUUUUACUUUGGAUAAUCAUAGUUGCUUAAGUGUUACAGUAUGUUAAACGAGCAUCAGACAAAAUGAUCUACUUGGGUCACAUGGACAAUUUUGGUGUCAUUAAUCCAAAAAAUGUGUUGUACCACUUUAAGGCAGAAUGCAAAGAUGGAAGAUGUCUUCUCAACUGUGUGUAUCUGAAUGCUGCGCCAGUGUCUGGUGAAGCUUAGCUGAGCUGCAGUAUGCUGAGAUGUGAACAUUUUACAUGAAGGUGAAUUAUUGUUACUCCUCUGAUACUGGUUCGCAAUACACAUAUAUGUUACUCUUCAAAAGCAUUUAUUUUUUAUGUAUUUCUUUUUAAUGAUAGUUGGUGUUGUUAGUUGGGUAUACCAGAGCCACAGAGUGUUUUGCCACUGUUACCAUGCCACUAAUAGGUUUCAAUCACUUCUUUCCCCACAUUUAAUUCACAUUGGUUUUUUAUUGGUUUUGUACAUGCAAUUUACAUAAGAAUAAUUAACUGUACAAGCAAUUUUCAGCUUGCUUGGAAAAGAAAAAGACAUUUUGGCACUUUGCAUAGCAUGGUUAACAUAUCAAACAUUCUGUAAUUAUGGCUCUUUGCUUUUUGGCAGUACAGUACGAGUUGCACAGGCUGAAGGUACUAACCAGAGUCUUCUAUAUGAAUGAAGAAUUCUGGUGCUCCUGGCUCUCCCACCACAGAGACCAGUGUAUGAAGGAGCCAACUAAACAACCUCUCUGUCUUAGAAGUAUAAUAUUUUUUACUAAACUGCUUGUAUCCAAACACAAAAUCCAAAAACAAA
Epinephelus moara (kelp grouper) is the source of this 10439-nucleotide messenger RNA. RefSeq names its product partitioning defective 3 homolog B-like. The transcript has 26 exons. The coding region runs from base 1086 to 4697 and encodes 1203 amino acids. NCBI's taxonomy places the organism in Eukaryota, Metazoa, Chordata, Actinopteri, Perciformes, Serranidae. Gene Ontology annotation, cellular component: adherens junction; apical plasma membrane; apical junction complex. Gene Ontology annotation, molecular function: protein binding; phosphatidylinositol binding. The record is from RefSeq and is a predicted model, not a curated record. Gene Ontology annotation, biological process: establishment of centrosome localization; cell adhesion; establishment or maintenance of epithelial cell apical/basal polarity.